AUGUCCGGCAAGCAGCGGAGAGUCUACAAAUGUACCACCUGCGCCAGGGUCUUCAAAAGGAGCGAGCACUGCUCGCGCCAUGAGCGGAUCCACACCCGUGAGCGGCCCUUUGCCUGUCAGUACUGCCACAAAAAGUACGCCCGCAAAGACCUGGUCACCCGCCACGAGAAGACGCUGCAUUCCGAAAAGAGGAGGCAGUCCAUUGCUACCGCCGUCCCGGACUCUCCUGAUUCUCGAAGGUCUUCAGAAUCGACAGAGACCAUCAAUGUGUCAAUUCCAAGCAAUGCAUCCUCCCAGCCCGACCUCAGGCAGUCUUUCGAGCCUGAGAUUGAGGCCCCGCCCCAUGUCGCUCUAGCAGAGAAUUUCGCGCCCAUGGCCACCUCAGCAGAACUUUCUCCGCACCAAUUAGCAGUUACGGAUGACCGUCGGAGUUCCCAGAUCCUCGUUCCCACGGACGUCAUGUCGCCAUCAUUCGCCUUUGGCAGCGCGGUGGAGGCUCUCUACCCGAGCCCUCAAAGCUGUCCCGAGCAGGCACCAGGUAGCCUGCAGCCAUGGGGCGAGCCAAUUGUCGCUUUCCAGGAAGUACCAAUGCAAGCUCCUUUCAUGCCAAUCGAUCCGCAGCUUUGCGGGCCGCAACAGUCUCUGGACCUCGAUUUGAUGAGUCCAAGACAUAGCCGAGGUUCCAAGGCUGCCGUGCCAAGCAUUGAAUCCAGGAACGACUCGAUGGAUGCCGCACAAGAAACCAUGAGCCCGCCAACCAAGCGCCGGAGAUUGACAACCCGCGGGAGCCACUCCAUUGAUACUCAUCGAGCUUCGCAGCAUGACUGGCACCAUGAUCUGGAUUCGUCAUCGAUUGACAUUUUUCGGGAUUUCUGGUCACCUCCGGAGCCGCCUUCUAACAUGGCACAGAACCACAUGGAUUCUUUGAUCACCCCGGAGAGCCUGGAAUUCUCGAUUCCCAUUGAUCCGUUUCUGACAGGUGGCCAGGAUCAGCAGAGUGCAUCUUUGUUCGACUCGAGUUUUUCCUUCAAAGGUCCGUCCAUGAACUCCAGCGUCUUGAGCAGGAAAUCGUUUCCCGAGGAAUCCAAAGAGAGCAACUCUGACCAAGCGAAGCUGGCAGUGGGACCCGAAAUUUACUGUAGCAUCCGCGCGGACCUUCAGGCCCGGACGAGAAAAGAGGAUUGGGAUGACAGCAAACUUCCGAACGCUAAAGAGUUGCAGAAGUUCAUCGAGGGAUACAUCAACUGCUUCCACCGUCAUUUUCCCGUCGUCCACUUUCAUUCAAUGAAUUUGGAGUCAACACCCAGCCCGCUGAUUUUGGCAAUCUGCUGCAUCGGGGCUUUGUAUCGCCUGGACAGACGACGCGCCGCCGUACUCAUAGAAAGGAGUGGCUUCUUCGUUUCGGAAUACCGCAUCCGGCGGACAUGCUCUGCGGCCGAGUUUAGCAGAGGGAACUCCACGUGGGAAGACUGGAUUAGUGAGGAAUCUGGCAAGAGAGUCCUCUGCGGUAUCCUCAUCCUGAGCAAUCUCAUUUCAGUCGCUUAUGGCACAAGCCCCUGGUUUUCGGUUGGCGAAGACUUGCAGUGGACGGAAGCAAAGAGCAAAGCACAUGAGGGAUCUCGACAGACUGUCAAGGAAGCAAUGCUGGACACGCUUUCCCAAGAUCAAUCGGAGGAUACGCCAGAGGACAACCAGAUGGCAUGGGGUUUCGCAGGCCUAGUCAUCGCGCACGCCGCAAACAUCCACGUCUGGCACCUCUCACAGAUCUCCCAGUGUCCUGGCAACAACAACAAGUCCGCCCUCCUCUUGGACGCGGCAUCCUCGAUCGAAAAAUGCCAGCACGCCCUCAACCACGGCCGCGGCGGCAGCGGCAACGGCUGCAGCGAGGACUACCGGCACCCGCACCACGCGUCGCCGCCGUCCGACGACUCGCAAACCACCAGCUCGCUCGUCUCCAACACCAACGCCCUCCUGCGCAUCGCCAGCACCCGCCUCUUCGGCGUCGGCGCCGCCGCGCCCGCCUUCAACCGCUUCGCCCUCGCCUCGGACAGCGACCGCGUCGUCUCGGCCGCCGUCGACGCGUACCUGCGCGCACCGAUGGACGACGACCGCAGCAACGGUUUCGCAACCAAGGGCGCGCGCCAGGCGUGCGAGGGCUUCAUGCUGCCGGCCAAGGUCGGCUCGCCGCUGCUCGUGCGCAAGACGGCCGCGUUCGGCUGGAGCGUCGAGCACGCCGUCGCGUGGUGGGACGCCAGCCUGUUCCUGUCCAAGUGGGUGCACGCGGCGCAGCAGCGGGAACGGGCGAGUGCAGGGCUGGAAGAGGAAGAGAGGACGAUCUUGAAGGAUGUCGAGGCUUGCUUGGGCGAGUUGGAGGUCGACUUUGAUGCUGCGGCUGAGGGGGCCAGUCUGGCUGCUGCGGUGGCGAGGGCUUGCGCGGCGUUUUUGUCGGAUACGUGGGUUUGGGGUGUUACUCCGAGGAUGGGAUCGGUGCUGAUGAAGUUGGCGGAUGCGUAUGAGAAGGAUUUUAAGGAGGCUGUUGAAUGCUGA
Molecule: messenger RNA, 2547 nt
Organism: Lasiodiplodia theobromae
Lineage: Eukaryota; Fungi; Ascomycota; Dothideomycetes; Botryosphaeriales; Botryosphaeriaceae
Product: Zinc finger C2H2-type protein
Exons: 4
Coding region: 1-2547 (848 amino acids)
Biological process (GO): regulation of transcription by RNA polymerase II
Cellular component (GO): chromatin
Molecular function (GO): DNA-binding transcription factor activity, RNA polymerase II-specific; RNA polymerase II cis-regulatory region sequence-specific DNA binding
Source: RefSeq, a predicted model, not a curated record